Messenger RNA from Colletotrichum chrysophilum, 4083 nucleotides. RefSeq lists its product as uncharacterized. Gene Ontology annotation, cellular component: membrane. Bases 1 to 4083 code for a protein of 1360 amino acids. The transcript has 3 exons. Gene Ontology annotation, molecular function: ATP binding; ABC-type transporter activity; ATP hydrolysis activity. NCBI's taxonomy places the organism in Eukaryota, Fungi, Ascomycota, Sordariomycetes, Glomerellales, Glomerellaceae. Gene Ontology annotation, biological process: transmembrane transport. The record is from RefSeq and is a predicted model, not a curated record.
AUGAAGCCAAAUACAGAUGUUGAGAUGUCCGCUGCUGCUUCGGAGAGCAACCAGUCCAACAACGACGAAGUGGAACCGGUAACCCCUAGAGAGCCCGGCCGAUGGCGGAGGCGUUUGAAUCCGUUGAAGUCCCGCGUGGUACCGCAGAUACCCGGCCAACGAGAACAGCCAUCACGAGAAGGGUCUGCGGGCCUAGCGAGCAAGAUGGUAUUCAGCUGGCUAACGCCUCUUAUUCACCUUGGCUACCAACGGCCUUUGGAAAUAAACGAUAUUUGGUUGGUGAACCCUGACCGAGCUGUGCCGGGCCUGGAAGAGAGGUUUGAGGGCGAGUUCAACCGGCGCGUGGCGAAUGGAGCUCCACGUCCUCUACUCAGUGCACUCUUCACUACAUUCAAGCGCAAAUUCCUUCUGGGCGGUAUUCUACAACUUGUCGCUACCAUAGCCCAGGCAAUAACCCCGUUCUUCCUGAGGUACAUCAUCGCAUUUGCUACGGAUGCUUUCAACGCUCAACGAAAUGGGGGCCAAGGCCCCUCCGUUGGUUAUGGCGUCGGGUUGGUUGUUGUCAUGACAGCUUUACAGGGCAUCAUGGGAGUCUGUACCAACCACUUCCUCUAUGCGGGACUCUCAGUCGGCGGGGAGGCCCGCGCCAUCCUCAUGUCGAGGAUCUUCGCCAAGUCGCUCCGGCUAUCGGGUCGUGCAAAAGCCGGAGGCCCAAAUUCCGAAGCCAACACAGGCCCAGAAGGGGAAGAUGAGAAGAAGAAGCCACAAGAAGACGAGGGAUGGAGCAACGGACGAAUCAUCAACUUAGUCUCGACUGACGCAUCCCGGAUCGACCAGGCGUCCAGCUUCUUCCAUCUCGCCUGGUCGGCGCCGCUGUCCAUCAUCAUCACGAUUGUUCUCUUGCUGAUCAAUCUGGGGUACUCUGCGUUGCCUGGGCUUGGAGUCUUGUUCGUCUCCGCGCCGCUUUUCGGCAUGGCGACCAAAGUCCUCUUUGCGAGACGCGGCGUCAUCAACAAGCUCACGGAUAGACGCGUCAGCAUCAUCUCGGAAGCCUUGCAGUCCAUUCGGUUCAUCAAGCUCUUUGGAUGGGAGCUGAGCUUCCUUCAACGGGUGGAGAAGGUGCGCAAAGACGAGGUGAAGGCGAUCCAGGCUCUCUUGGCUCUUCGCGACGGUGUUCAGUCGAUUGGGAUGGUGAUACCGGUCUUCGCGUCCAUGUUGGCUUUCAUCACGUACUCGACGACUGGGAACCACCCGCUGACCCCAGCCCCGAUAUUCUCUUCCCUGGCACUCUUCAACCAGAUGCGUUUCCCCUUGAGCAUCUUUCCCGUGGCGGUCGGCCAAGUUAUUGAUGCGCUUGCCUCGGUGAUGAGAGUUCAGGAGUUUCUUCUUGCUGAGGAGGCAAGCGAAGACGCAAUCCAGGAUCAUGGCAAUGAUAACGCCAUUGUCGUCAAGGACGCAACAUUCACCUGGGAACAAACGCGAUCCCGGCAGUCAAGUGACGGCUCAGUCAUAGAUGAGAAGCGGGUCGAAACCCCCAACACAUCAAUGACCCAAGACACCUUCCAAAUACCCGAGCUCAACCUCACCGUUGGCCGCUCAGAAUUGGUCGCCGUCAUCGGCAACGUGGGCUCCGGCAAAAGCUCUCUCUUGGCUGCCCUCGCAGGUGAGAUGCGCAAGACGACAGGCACAGUCAUGUUUGGAGCUACCAGGGCGUUUUGCCCCCAGAAUGCCUGGGUACAGAACGCCACCGUCAGAGAAAACAUCAUCUUCGGGAGGGAUUUCGAUCGUGGUCUAUAUGAUAGAGUUACACAAGCUUGCGCGCUGCUCCCGGAUUUCCGAAUGCUCCCAAACGGUGACGAGACCGAGAUCGGUGAGCGAGGAAUCACGGUUUCAGGGGGUCAAAAGCAGCGUAUCAACAUCGCCCGCGCCAUCUACUUCAACGCAGACAUCAUCCUCAUGGACGAUCCUUUAUCUGCUGUUGACGCUGAAGUCGGGCGUCAUGUCAUGGAAGAGGCCAUUUGCGGGCUACUCGCCAACAAGUGCCGAAUUCUAGCGACGCAUUCUUUGCAUGUGCUGCAUAAAUGCGACAGAAUCAUCUGGCUGGACGGAGGGAGAGUAAAGGCCGACGGGACUUAUCACGACUUGAUGGACCACAAUGGCGAGUUCGCUGAGCUCAUGACCCUUGCCGCUACCACCGAUGACAAGUCAAAGAACGCCGAAGACGAAGACCCUCCUGCCCGGAAUGCGGACAAAGAGAUUCACAUGCAGACGCUGGAGAGGACGGCAACUUCCAAGUCCACUGCUUCUCAGAUUGCUCUGAUGCAAGCUGAGGAACGCGCCGUAGAGGCCGUUUCUUGGGAUGUUUAUGUCGGAUAUCUCAGGGCAGCAGGCUCUCUCAUGAUUGCCCCUCUGGUCAUCUUCUUGCUCACUGUCGCGCAAGUUGCGUAUAUAGCCACGGGACUGUGGCUGUCAUGGUGGACUGCUGGUCAAUUUCCUCUCACUCUGAGCGGCUGGCUAGGCAUAUACGCAGGACUGGGAUUCGCCCAAGCGAUAUCCAUCUUCGCUUUCUUCGUAUGCGUUUCCAUCUUCGGAACCAAGGCAAGCCGGCACAUGUUCCAGAUGGCAAUGAGCCGAGUCUUGCGAGCACCAAUGGCCUUCUUCGACACCACCCCUCUGGGGAGGAUCACCAACCGCUUCUCCAAAGACGUCGACGUAAUGGAUAACAAACUGACCGACUCUCUUCGGAUGUACCUCAUGACCAUUGGCAACAUCAUCGCCGUCUUCGCGCUGAUCAUUGCAUAUUUUCAUAUUUUUGUAGCUGCCCUGGUACCCCUGGUUCUCAUAUACCUGUUCGCUACUUCAUAUUACAACUAUUCAGCUCGAGAAAUCAAGCGACACGAGGCUAUCCAACGGUCCAACGUGCUAGCCAAAGUCAGCGAGGCCAUCUACGGCCACUCAACGAUUCGCGCGUACGGUGUGCAGGGUCACUUCGUCAACACAAUCCGGCGGGCUAUUGACGAUUUCGAUGGGGCGUACUUCCUGACUUUUGCUAACCAGUGCUGGCUCGGUCUCCGGCUAGAUGCAGUCGGUCUGAUCUUGAUCUUUGUCAUCGGUCUUCUCAUCGUGACGUCUCGCUUCAGCGUCCAUCCCAGCAUCGGCGGUCUAGUUCUAUCGUACAUGCUUUCGAUUAUCAAUAUCUGCAGCUUCGCGGUGCGGCAAAUGGCGGAGGUACAGAACGAUAUGAACAGCACGGAGAGAGUGUACUAUUAUGGACACCGUCUUAAGGAAGAACCCCCCGCGCACCUCGGGCAGUUACCAACUGACUGGCCGCAUGCCGGGGGAAUAGUCUUCGAUAAUGUUCAACUUCGGUACCGCCCGAGACUCCCACUGGUUCUAAAGGGUGUCGGCAUGCAGGUGAAAGGGGGUGAAAGAGUCGGCAUCAUCGGGCGCACGGGAUCUGGUAAAUCAACAAUCAUUCAAGCGCUGUUCCGGAUCGUCAACCUGGCAAGCGGCUCGAUUUCGAUAGACGGCGUCGACAUCAGCCAGAUCGGCCUCGCGGAUCUUCGGGCCCAGCUUGCCAUCAUUCCGCAGGAUCCAACCCUGUUCCAGGGAACCGUCAGAUCCAACCUGGACCCGUUCGACGAACACAGUGACUUGGACCUGUGGUCGGCGCUGCGAAAGUCGGGUCUGGUGGACGAGACGGGCGCAAACGACAUCACCCUCGACAGCCCCGUCGACGAGGAAGGCCUCAACUUUUCCCUGGGCCAGCGGCAGCUCAUGGCUUUGGCCCGGGCGCUCGUGAAGGACUCCAAGAUCAUCGUGUGCGACGAGGCGACGAGCUCGGUGGACUUCGCCACGGACGAGAAGGUGCAGCAGACGCUGGGCAACCUGAAGGGAAAGACCUUCCUCUGCAUCGCGCACCGGUUGAGAACGAUUAUCGGGUAUGACAGGAUCUGUGUCAUGGACCAGGGCCACGUGGCUGAGCUGGACUCUCCCAUCAACUUGUACGAUCAAGGGGGCAUUUUCAGGGACAUGUGUGAGAAGAGCGGGAUUGGCAGAGGCGACAUCCUCAACCGGGGGUAA